AUGCCGGGCGGUGUGUGUGCCGUCCUCGAUUACGAGGUCGACAUGAUGGCCGAGUACGUUGCGGACAUGGCGAUGCGUGUGGUUACUCCCGAAGCAGCCGUCACCACCCCGUUUCGAAAGUUCGUCUCGCAGAUUCUUACGUCGACGAGACUCCCAAGCACCACGAUCCUCCUAGGCAUGAACUACCUCGCCAAAAGGAUCAACUCGAUGAAGGAGCACGGUCCCUACAAGGCCUCGGAGGGACAGGUUUGGCGCUAUCUCACGGUCUCGCUUCUCUUGGGCAGCAAGUUCUUGGACGACAACACCUUCCAGAACCGUUCCUGGUCGGAAGUCAGCGGCAUCGCUGUUUCCGAGCUCAACUCGCUCGAGUUCGACUGGGUUCAGGCCAUGAGCUGGAGUCUCUACGUCAACCUGGACCUCAGCAAGGACUACCAGGCCUGGCUUGAUAGCUGGCGUGACUGGCAGCAGAUGAAGAAACGACAGGCCGCCCACGCCAUCCGGGAGAGGCUCACAUCUCUCGUUCCUGCCAUCAACACCGAGGUUGCGAGAUUCCAUGGCCACCACCAGUCCCCUCAUUCGCGCUACAUUCAAGAGCAGGUCGCCGAGUUCGAGCGGUACCAAGCCAUCAAGGCGCAGCAGCGCAACUACCCGUGGAACGCACCCCUGACCCCGCCGGACUCUGGUUACGGAACUCCGGAUUAUGUCCAGUCCGUGACGUCGAGCAAUGCUCGCUACAACGAGUGGUUUGCACAGGCCACCGCUCAGUACACGAAUCGAUACCCGCACGCCCCCGCUCAGAACGCCUUCUACCCCGGUCGUCAAGCCUCGUACCACGGCCACUACGGCUAUAACAAUCAGGGCAUUUGGGAACCCGGUGUGCCGGAAUGCAACUGCCCCGGCUGUGCCUCCCCGGCGAAGCAGACACACUAUUUCAUGUCGCAUGGUUACGGACAGCCUGUGGUAGGCUGA
Molecule: messenger RNA, 969 nt
Organism: Drechmeria coniospora
Lineage: Eukaryota; Fungi; Ascomycota; Sordariomycetes; Hypocreales; Ophiocordycipitaceae
Exons: 1
Coding region: 1-969 (322 amino acids)
Biological process (GO): regulation of cyclin-dependent protein serine/threonine kinase activity
Cellular component (GO): nucleus; cyclin-dependent protein kinase holoenzyme complex
Molecular function (GO): protein kinase binding; cyclin-dependent protein serine/threonine kinase regulator activity
Source: RefSeq, a predicted model, not a curated record